UGUUUUCAGAGAAUUUGGUUAUCUGCCGUUAUCUGUCUGCGUAGAACACAUAAUUAUGUGGCAUAGAAUCAAACUAAUCAAAGAGAAGCUUGUGGCAACACUGCAAUAAUCUCCGGGUGACAGGUGAAAGAUGAGUGUUUUGUGAUGUCGAUAGUGUUCUGUGACAGUGGUGUCCAUGACAUAAAAUGCGACUAAUGUGAGGUUCUAAUAAUUAUUAGUUAUUACAUCAAUAUUGAUUAUUGAAUUUAAAAUUUUAAAGCCAUGAAUAUUUUACCUAAAAAGAAGUGGCAUGUACGGACAAAAGAAAAUAUAGCGAGAGUUCGAAGAGACGAAGCGAUAGCUUUGGAGGAAGAAAAAGUCAAAAAUGAACGAAUACAGCUUGCUGAACGAGAGGCUAGACGUGAACUUUUAUUGAAAAGGAAUCGCUCGUCGAACGACAAUUUUUUGCCCACAGAGACCGCGGAAGUCGAAGAUGCUGAGGAACCUAACAGGCACAUUAAUUUCUUUGAAGAACUCGAGGAAGGCACGGCGGAGCAGAAACAGAUAAAUAAGGAACAUGAGAAAGAGAAGAAGGACGAGAAAGAGAAGUACGAGAAACAAAUUGGUUAUUUAACUUAUUUGGGACAAGACACCAAUGAGGCCUUAGGAAAGAAAAAUUGGUACGACAUGGCACCCGAUAGAUCAGAAGUAAAGAAUGAAGUAAAUUUAAAAAGCAAAAUAAGUGAAGAUCCUCUCACUACAAUAAGAAAACUAAACUAUGUUUAUAAAUGUACAGAUUCGAUUCAACAUACCAGUAGUAGUACCAGUACCACCACUGUCUCAAGCAAUAGAUACUCUAGUGAUAGGUCAAAACCAUUGGAUUCUGAAAGAAGGUCACAUAGACAUAAAAAGCACAAAAAGAGUAGAAAAAGAAGACGACAUUCCAGUUCAGAGUCUUCAGAAGAUGAUAGAGAACGAUCAGAAAGGCACAAACAAGAGGAACUAUUGAGAACAAAACGACUAAGAAGAGAGAAGGAAGAAAGGUUAAAAACCGAAGCAUUGCUUGAUAAAUUGAAUCCAAAAAAAGACCAAGAAAAACCAAAAGAAUCAUCUAGUUUCAAGGCUAAGUACAAUACCCAAUUCAAUCCUUAUUUAGCGAAGCAAAAUUAUUCUUAAGUUAUUUAUUAUGUAAAUAUAAUUUCUUUAAAAAUAUAUUGCACUAAAAACAUUCCGUUUUCUACUUUUGAUAUAUAAAGUGACAUCUUUUAUAAUCCCAGCAAGUGUCAAAACGAUCUACUUUAUGGAACCAGUUAUAUAAAGUUUAACUUUAUGAAGGUUACUAAAAAUUCAUUAUGUCAUCAGUUACGAAAAGAAAACAAACGUAA
Molecule: messenger RNA, 1364 nt
Organism: Psylliodes chrysocephalus
Lineage: Eukaryota; Metazoa; Arthropoda; Insecta; Coleoptera; Chrysomelidae
Source: the annotation of a GenBank genome assembly